AUGGCCUUCCCCGAACACGUCAAGCGCUUUCCGCGCGACAACUGGGACGGCGUCAUGUUCACCUAUCCCCCCAUCCCCCGCGGCCUGCUGGACUCGAAGGCCCGCUGGGCAGCCCGCACCGCCAGCUUGCGGUGGCAAGCCGCGUUGGACGCCGGGGACGCCGGCACGCUAGAUGCGGUCGAUUUUACGGUCGCCGUCUUUGAUGUCGCCUGCAACAUAAAGGACUACAUGCGCGACGUGGGAGUGCAGCGCGGCGGCCGGAUCACAAAGCCCGAGGACUGGCGCGCGUUCACUGACCGUGUCAUUGCCCACGCCUAUCGUCUCGGUUGCUCCGCCGUCAGUGCACGCUUUCCAGAGUUCUCGGUGCCCUCGCUCGACGCCGUGCGCAACUUUGCGCGUGGUGCCAUGGACUGCGUGUUCGAGGAAGGUAUCGAUUCGUGGGGCCGUGUGUAUCGCAGCGGCUAUGACGAGGUGCGCUUCACCGACCGGUACAUGCCCCACUUGGACCAGCUGCCGCUCCGUGCCUUCACCGUUGUCGACCACACUCUCGACGGCGACCCCGCGGCCGACGACAGGCGCCUUGUUCUGCUCCUCGAUGGCCGUGACAACGUCGUGCGGCAAUACCGUGGCAGACACGACCGAGGCGACGACGACGCUAACUUGCCUGCCUCGCCAUGGCCGACCACGCCGACCACAGUGGCGUCUCCCACAGUGGACGUGGCAACGGCGUCCAAAGACAACGAGACAACUGCAGACGACGAUUAG
Messenger RNA from Apiotrichum porosum, 765 nucleotides. RefSeq lists its product as uncharacterized. The record is from RefSeq and is a predicted model, not a curated record. Bases 1 to 765 code for a protein of 254 amino acids. The transcript is spliced from 2 exons. Lineage: Eukaryota; Fungi; Basidiomycota; Tremellomycetes; Trichosporonales; Trichosporonaceae.